Messenger RNA from Conger conger (European conger), 5030 nucleotides. It is a transcript of the gene ltbp1, whose product is annotated as latent transforming growth factor beta binding protein 1. Gene Ontology annotation, molecular function: calcium ion binding. The coding region runs from base 365 to 4885 and encodes 1506 amino acids. The record is from RefSeq and is a predicted model, not a curated record. Lineage: Eukaryota; Metazoa; Chordata; Actinopteri; Anguilliformes; Congridae. The transcript is spliced from 32 exons.
AGUACCGCACAGUCGAAGCAAGAGCAGCUGUAACAUCUGCUGUUCACCUCCCCCAAACCCCGUUUUGUGAUUAAGCUGUGCGUUCUUUAAACGGUAAAGUUUUAUUUUCUUUACUUUCGUUAUUUUAUUUGGCACAACUUUAGUAUUGCUAAUAGUUUGCCUUUUGGGGUUUGGAGGCGCCGAAUAAAUGAAUACGCUCAGGGACUCGGCGAUAGAACGUUUUCACUUGCGAUAAAUUAUCAUUUUUACAGAUUUUCUGUUAAGGACAGCGCACGAGAAGCAAACAUCUGGAUUUCGGCAAGGAAGUAGCUGCUGCUUUUUACAGUCUGAACCUUUGAAGUAUUUCCUAUAAGCGGGGUAGUGGAUGGAUAUGGCUUGGAUCACAUGGAACCUUUUACUUUCAAUAGGUUUUUUCGUUUCGCCAGCGUUCACGGCCAGGGAGCAGAGUGGAUUUAGGAGAUUUUACGUGUUGCAGCCGGGACCGAGCGGUACGGAUCGGGUGCACGUCAGUUCGAUUUCAUCCCGCACUGGCUCCGUGGGACAGCCUCGCUCGUAUAAUGUGGAACUCAGAACCAGCUACGGUGGCCAAGUUCGGAAUCGUAGGAUGGGGACUCAAGCGAACCCAAGCUUGCCGCUUCGCCAGGAUAGUCAGAUCGCACAGCAACAGAAGCAACCGAUUCGGCACACGAGUCAUCAAAUCAAAAUUUCUGGGGUAAAUGUCUGUGGGGGGCAGUGCUGUCAAGGUUGGAGUAAGGCCCCGGGAUCGCAGAGGUGCACUAAGCCGAACUGUCUGCCGCAGUGUCAGAACGGGGGCAUGUGUCUGAAGCCGCAGCACUGCGUCUGCAAGCCCGGCUCCAACGGCAAGGCCUGCGAGCACCGGACCACGCCCUCCAUCCACCCCCCCGUCCCCAACGGACACACCAAGGGCCUGCCCAACGGACACGCCAAGGGCCUGCCCAACGGACACGCCAAGGGCCAGCCCAACGGGACGCCCCUGAGGCCCAUCCCGCAGCAGGCCCCGCCCCAGUUCCUCCCCCCGGGCCCCGCCUCCGCCAUGCAGCAUCUGACCCUGACGGUCAAACAGCAGCCCCACGUCGUCCGGCCCCAGAUCAUACCCCAGCAUGUCCGCUCUCCGCUCUCCAUGACCGUGCACCAGGGCAGCAGCAGCCAGCAGUUCAUCGUGAAGCCCAAGUACUACCACACGCGCACCCACACCCAGGUGCAUAGCGUGGGGCAGCCCUUCCACCGACCCAUCCCCAUCUCCGUGGGCCACAGCCCCCUGCAAGUGGGGAACCACACGGGCCGCAUCAAGGUGGUCUUCACCCCCACCAUCUGCAAGGUCACCUGCAAUGGGAGGAAGUGCCAGAACAGCUGUGAGAAGGGCAACACCACCACCAUCAUCAGCGAGAACGGCCACGCCACUGACACGCUCACCGCCCCCAACUUCAGAGUGGUGGUCUGCCAUCUGCCCUGCAUGAACGGCGGGAAGUGCAGCUCCCGUGACCGGUGCCAGUGCCCACCCAACUUCACAGGAAAGUUCUGUCAGGUCACCCUGCCCAACGGCGCCCGGCAACACCACACCCAGCAGGUGUCCGUCGGCAACGGCCAAACCUCGCAGGUCCACUCCACCCACACACUCCCGCUCACCUAUGGAGGCGGACAAAGCCAAGUGAAGUUCGGCCCGAAUAUCGUCAACAUCCACGUGAAGCACCCUCCCGAGGCCUCGGUGCAGAUCCACCAGGUCUCCCAGCUGGACUCCAAUGGGCAGAAGGUGAACGGGGCGCAGACUGGGCACACCUACACAUACCACUCCGAGAGCAGCAGCCAGAAGGGCCAGCAGAGCCAGACCGUCUACCCCCACCAGCAGACCUUCGUCCAACACUACCCCGUGUCCUCCAAGAGCCAGCUGGGCCGCUGCUUCCAGGAGACCAGCGGGACUCAGUGUGGGAAGGCCCUGCCUGGCCUGUCCAAACAAGAGGACUGCUGUGGGUCAGUGGGCACAUCCUGGGGGUUCCACAAGUGCCAGAAAUGUCCCAAGCCAUCUAUCCCUCUGUCGGGCUCAAGAUUCACAAUGGACUGCCCCCAAGGGUACAAGAGAGUCAACAAUUCGUACUGCCAAGACAUCAACGAAUGCCAGCUCCACGGGGUGUGUCCUAACGGGAUGUGCGUGAACGCCAUGGGCAGCUACAGGUGCAGCUGUAAGCAGGGGUACAUCCCAGACCCCACCCUCAGCACCUGCAUCCCUGAUACCCCCGCCGUCCGCGAGGAGAAAGGGGCUUGUUUCCGCUUUGUGGGUUCGGGGAAGCAGUGCUUGCACCCGGUCUCGGUACAGCUCAGCAAGCAGCUGUGCUGCUGCAGUGUGGGCAAGGCCUGGGGCCCGCACUGUGACCAGUGCCCCAAUCCUGGAACAGCUGCCUUCAAAGAGAUCUGUCCUGGCGGGAUGGGCUACACCGUCACCGGGACCUACAGGCCAAAACCGGUUAUCGUCAACCGCAAGCCCAAAAUCAUUCAUCAGGAACCGCAGGUCCCUCCUCUCCCGUUACCCACUGUCCAGAAACCUGUGGAAGCUCUGAGUGUCACUGAGAGGCAGCUUCCUGAUGUCCCAGUCGUCACGGCAGCGCCCGAGGAGGAGCUCGUUACUCUCGGUGUUAACAAUAAUUCUGUAGUAGAGCCCGGCCAGCCUCAGCUCUCUCCUGGCGUCUCGACCAUAAGGAUGGAGCCCGCCUACCCAGAGGUCGUGGAGAAGGCCUCACCUCCCGCCCCCGUCGCCAUCUUCCCCUCCAGCGCCAGCCAGGACAUCGCCCCCACCCAGCUGGCAGAGGUGAAUGAGUGCUUAGUGAGCCCGAUAAUCUGUGGCCCAGGUGUGUGCAUUAACACAGCGGACGGGUACACCUGCAUAUGUGAUGAUGGGUACCAGAUGGACGAGGAGGGGACCACCUGUGUAGAUGUGGACGAGUGCGGACAGAGCGCGCUCCUCUGCGCGAACGGCCGCUGCAGGAACACCGAGGGGAGCUUCCUGUGCGAGUGCCAGCCCGGCUUCAUCCCAGACGAGAUGGGCACCAGCUGCAUCGAUGUGGACGAGUGCCAGGCCUCGGGUGUCUGUGGCGACGAUGGCUUCUGUGUGAACUCCAUGGGCUCCUUCACCUGUCGGUACUGUGAGGCCGGCUUCAAGAUGAGCCGGACGGGCCAGUGUGAAGAUGUUAAUGAGUGCUUGGAUCAGACCACCUGUGCUACUGGGAUGUGCACCAACACCCAUGGAUCAUACCAGUGUGAACCGUGCCCAGAGGGUUUCGAAGGCAAGGGUGGCCAGUGCGUAGACGUGGACGAGUGCCUGGACGUGUCGGCCUGCGUCAACGGCGAGUGCUCCAACUUCCAGGGCUACUUCGUCUGCGCGUGUCACCACGGCUACCAGCUCAGCCCAGAUGGCAAAUCGUGCACAGAUGUGGAUGAGUGCUGGGAUGAGCGGAUCUGCUCCAGGGGGCACUGCCUGAACACUGAGGGCUCCUUCAUCUGCCGCUGCGGCCAGGGCUUCAAGGUCUCGCUGGCCGGGGACCAGUGCGACGAUGUGGAUGAGUGCCAGGAGCUGGCGGAGCCCUGUGGCAGUGUGGGACAGUGUGUGAACAACAUGGGCUCCUACCACUGCAGCUGUCCCCAGGGCUACCAGCAGCUCAACGGCACCAGCUGCCAAGAUGUGGACGAGUGUCUGGAGGACCCUGAGCUGUGUGCCCCCCACGGGGCGUGCGUGAACACGGACGGCUCCUUCUCCUGCGACUGCGAGCAGGGCUUCACCACCGCUGAGGACCCGCACACCUGCGAGGAUGUGGAUGAGUGUUCGGACGGGACCAGGUGCCUGAGCGGCUCCUGUGUCAACACCAGGGGCUCGUAUCGGUGCCAGUGCGCUCUGGGAUACCGUCUGCAGGCCGAUAACGACACCUGCCUGGAUAUUGAUGAGUGUGCACUGUUGGGCCGGAGCAUCUGUGGUGCGUGGCGCUGUGAAAACACCCAGGGCUCCUACAAAUGUGUGGUCAGCUGCCCCCCCGGCCACGCCUUAGGGCCCAGCGGCAUGUGCGCGGACGUGGACGAGUGCGCGCUCAACGGCACGGUGUGCGGCCCCCACGGCUUCUGCGAGAACGCGGUGGGCUCCUUCCGCUGCCUGUGCGACCGGGGCUUCCAGGAGUCUCCGGACGGCCUCGGCUGUGUGGACGUGAACGAGUGCGAGCUGCUGAGCGGCGUGUGCGGGGAAGAGGCGCUCUGCGACAACGUGGAGGGGGCCUUCCUGUGCGUGUGCCCCAAGGAGAACCAGGAGUACAACCAGAUGACCGCCAAGUGCACCUCCACCGCCGAAGAGUCGUCUGUGGAGCGGAAGGAGUGCUACUACAACCUGAACGACGAGAAUCUGUGUGAGAACGUGCUGACCAGCAGCGUGACCAUGGAGGAGUGCUGCUGCACGCUGGGGGCGGGAUGGGGCGACAACUGCGAGGUGCACCCCUGCCCCGUGCACGGCACAGACCAGUUUGACCAGAUGUGCCCGGCCGGGAAAGGCGGCGUCCCCACCGGUGACUCCAUCUUCGGUUCGGCUGCCUCCAGCUUCAAAGACGCGGACGAGUGCGUCCUGUUCAGCCAGGAGAUCUGCAAAGACGGCUUCUGCCUGAACACGGCGGGGAGCUACGAGUGCUACUGCAAGCAGGGCCUGUACUACGACGAGGUCAAGCUGCGCUGCCUGGACAUUAACGAGUGUCUGGACGAGAGCACAUGCAUCGGGGGUAAGUGCAUCAACUCGCACGGCUCCUACAUGUGCUUCUGCGCCCCUCCGAUGAUCCUGGACCCAGACAGCAUGCGCUGCCAGCCCGCCCCCCACCGCCUCGGAGCCCUCCGAGCUGUUUGAUAUCUACGAGGACAUCUGCUGGCAGAGGGUCACACAGGAGUCCCUGACCUGCACCAGCCCGCUGGCUGACCGGAAGACCACCUACACGGAGUGCUGCUGUCUGUUCGGGGAGGCCUGGGGCAUGGACUGCGCCCUCUGUCCCAUG